Messenger RNA from Lepidothrix coronata (blue-crowned manakin), 4359 nucleotides. It is a transcript of the gene GRIA3, whose product is annotated as glutamate ionotropic receptor AMPA type subunit 3. Gene Ontology annotation, molecular function: transmitter-gated monoatomic ion channel activity involved in regulation of postsynaptic membrane potential; AMPA glutamate receptor activity. The record is from RefSeq and is a predicted model, not a curated record. Gene Ontology annotation, cellular component: AMPA glutamate receptor complex; dendritic spine; plasma membrane. The transcript is spliced from 22 exons. Gene Ontology annotation, biological process: synaptic transmission, glutamatergic; modulation of chemical synaptic transmission; monoatomic ion transport. Bases 1484 to 4048 code for a protein of 854 amino acids. NCBI's taxonomy places the organism in Eukaryota, Metazoa, Chordata, Aves, Passeriformes, Pipridae.
CCCCGGUAGCUGCCACUAGGGAAGGUGUGAGAUCAGAAGUUACUCCUGGUAUACAGCUGCUGGGAGGCCCAGUGAAGCUUGGAGCUGUGUGUGGGGGUGUUUCCCUGAAGGAGCUGCUGGUGAAAUAGAUACAGCUGAGCUGACUGCAGCACUUCUUGCUAGAGCACACCUGUCAAGAGGAUGAAUGAACAGCAUGACUCAAAACAAGGGUUCUUUGAAGAAGCUGAAUAAUGGGGCAUUCCUUACCUGAGGAAUGAAGGGAUUCCACAGCCUCUGUCAGUCCUCCUGCAAAUCUCUGCUCACACCAGAAGGGAAUUCAAAAUUGUUUAGUGGUGCUGAUAUGGAUUCUGAGCCCUCUGAGACAGGACCAGCAGCCACAGAGGUACCCGGCAUUCACGUCUGUGGACUCCUGGGACACAUGGGAUGCUUUUGAAGAGUCUGCAAAAGGUAAUUAAGAAGAGUAAGCUAUUGUCAGUCAACUUCAGUUUGCUGUAUAAGGACCACUGCAGAUCUAUUGGAAAAUGCUUAAGACUCUUCAAACUGAUGUAAGUGCACCAUCAGCUGUCAGUGUGGCAGGUGGCAGUCAGCCUGGAAUACUCAGCUCCAGGGAUGGAGAGAAGAACUUUGUGAGAGCAAGUGAACAGGAAGAAAGUAGGGCCGCUAGCAAAGGACACCAAAAAAAAAGAGGACAGCAGGACUUUGUGGAGAAUGCAUUAGAAAUAGGCUGGCAGUGUACAAAAUAGGAAAAGAUAAGUAGUUUGGAACUGGAAAGAUAAAUUAUUUGGUUAUAAAAAUGUGAUUUUGACAACUAUCUUGAAUGUCUAAACCUUCUGUGCCUGUCUGUAGUUUUCAGAUCCGCUAUCCUUACCAAAGGACAUUUGGGAGCAGAGUGCUCUACAGUGAAACUGGGCUGCUGCUCAUGAUCUUAAUCCUGGGUCUGAAACUUCCUGGUUAGGUGAGCUGGGCCGGUUGCUUUCCCUGAUUUUUAAGUUUUUACAUCUGUUAGGGAAGAACACAAUCACGCUUCAUGGAGAUGUUUACAGGAAUUCAUAGAUAAUAUGCAUAGAGUGCUUUGAACUUCAGGAGUACUGUGGAUGUAAUGAUGAACCUUAACCCACCUGUCCAUACAGAUGACCAUUUCUUAAAAAGAGAUAAAGUGACACCUGCCAUCACAAUCUAAACAGGGAACAUUACCAUCCACCUCACAGCCUUAUCCUUACCCCUGCCUGAACUGGAACAGACUUCAUCUUCUGGGCAUGAUUCUCAUAAAAGAACACAACAGGUAGUGACCAAUUUAGGCACCUCGGGUUCUGUGAGACCCAAAGCAGCAGAAAGAAAAGAGCUGCAGGAUCCAUACAGGGAGGUUUCAAGGAGAUGGGUACAAGACUAACCCCUCAGAGAACCCAGCUUCAACCCAGCACAACAGCUCCCUGUGGAUGUGCAGAGCAAGUGGCUCAGGACUGGUGCUCCAGGUGGACUUUUCAUGAGGAACACUGUUCAGGAGCACAGUGCGUUUCGAUUUGCUGUGCAGUUAUACAACACAAACCAAAAUACCACAGAAAAGCCCUUCCAUUUGAACUAUCAUGUAGAUCACCUGGACUCUUCCAACAGUUUUUCAGUGACAAAUGCUUUCUGUUCACAGUUUUCCAGAGGAGUUUAUGCCAUCUUUGGAUUCUAUGACCAGAUGUCAAUGAACACACUGACGUCAUUUUGUGGAGCCCUUCACACAUCCUUCAUCACACCCAGCUUCCCAACGGAUGCAGAUGUGCAGUUUGUCAUCCAGAUGAGGCCAGCAUUGAAAGGAGCCAUCUUGAGUCUCUUGACUUAUUAUAAGUGGGAAAAGUUUGUGUACCUCUAUGACACAGAACGGGGAUUUUCUAUUCUUCAGGCGAUUAUGGAAGCAGCAGUACAGAACAACUGGCAAGUGACAGCCAGAUCUGUAGGAAGCAUAAAGGAUGUUCAAGAGUUCAGAAGAAUUAUAGAGGAGAUGGACAGACGACAAGAAAAAAGAUACUUAAUUGACUGUGAAGUAGACAGAAUCAACACCAUUUUGGAACAGGUUGUAGUCCUCGGCAAACAUUCUAGAGGCUAUCACUACAUGUUAGCUAACCUGGGUUUCACAGACAUUGUUCUGGAGAGAGUAAUGCAUGGAGGUGCCAACAUUACUGGAUUCCAGAUUGUUAAUAAUGAAAACCCAAUGGUUCAACAAUUUCUGCAGCGCUGGGUGAGGCUUGAUGAAAGGGAAUUCCCUGAAGCUAAAAACUCACCAUUAAAGUACACAUCUGCACUGACCCACGAUGCAGUCCUAGUCAUAGCAGAGGCUUUCCGUUACCUCCGAAGACAGCGUGUGGAUGUCUCCAGGAGAGGCAGUGCUGGAGACUGCCUGGCUAACCCUGCAGUACCAUGGAGCCAAGGAAUUGAUAUAGAAAGAGCGCUGAAAAUGGUGCAAGUACAAGGAAUGACAGGGAACAUCCAGUUCGACACCUAUGGGCGGAGAAUGAAUUACACCAUUGAUGUGUAUGAAAUGAAAGCUGGUGGGUCACGGAAGGCUGGUUAUUGGAAUGAAUAUGAAAGAUUUGUGCCAGCAUUAGAUCAGCUCCCCUCUAAUGACAGCUCAUCUGUGGAGAACAGAACUAUAGUAGUCACUACCAUCUUGGAAUCACCAUAUGUAAUGUAUAAGAAAAACCAUGAACAACUAGAAGGGAAUGAGAGAUAUGAAGGAUAUUGUGUAGACUUAGCUUCUGAAAUAGCAAAACAUGUUGGAAUAAAAUACAAACUGUCAAUUGUUGGAGAUGGGAAAUAUGGAGCUAGGGACCCUGAGACUAAGAUAUGGAAUGGCAUGGUGGGUGAACUGGUCUAUGGGAGAGCAGAUAUAGCUGUUGCCCCCCUCACCAUAACACUGGUGCGAGAAGAAGUCAUAGACUUUUCCAAACCCUUUAUGAGCCUGGGCAUCUCCAUCAUGAUCAAGAAGCCUCAGAAAUCUAAACCGGGCGUAUUUUCUUUCCUGGAUCCUUUGGCUUAUGAAAUUUGGAUGUGUAUAGUCUUUGCUUACAUUGGCGUCAGCGUAGUUCUUUUCCUAGUCAGCAGAUUCAGCCCUUAUGAAUGGCACUUGGAAGACAGCACUGAAGAACCACGUGACCCUCAGAAUCCUCCUGACCCUCCAAAUGAGUUUGGAAUAUUUAACAGCCUUUGGUUUUCCCUGGGUGCCUUUAUGCAGCAAGGAUGCGAUAUUUCUCCAAGAUCUCUCUCAGGGCGAAUUGUCGGAGGAGUCUGGUGGUUCUUCACUCUCAUCAUUAUCUCUUCCUACACUGCUAAUCUCGCUGCCUUCCUUACGGUGGAAAGGAUGGUUUCACCCAUAGAAAGCGCAGAGGACCUGGCUAAACAAACCGAAAUAGCCUAUGGCACUUUGGAUUCAGGUUCAACCAAAGAAUUCUUUAGAAGGUCAAAAAUAGCUGUCUAUGAGAAAAUGUGGUCGUACAUGAAGUCGGCCGAGCCUUCGGUGUUCACCAAAACGACGGCAGACGGGGUGGCGAGGGUGCGGAAGUCCAAGGGGAAGUUUGCCUUCCUGCUGGAGUCGACGAUGAACGAGUACAUCGAGCAGCGCAAGCCCUGCGACACCAUGAAAGUUGGAGGCAACCUGGAUUCCAAGGGCUAUGGUGUAGCAACCCCCAAAGGCUCAGCAUUAAGAAAUGCUGUUAACCUGGCAGUAUUAAAACUGAAUGAGCAAGGCCUCUUGGACAAAUUGAAAAACAAAUGGUGGUACGACAAAGGAGAGUGCGGCAGCGGGGGAGGUGACUCCAAGGACAAGACGAGCGCUCUGAGCCUGAGCAAUGUUGCUGGGGUGUUCUAUAUCCUUGUGGGAGGCCUGGGGCUGGCCAUGAUGGUGGCACUGAUCGAGUUCUGCUACAAGUCUCGGGCCGAGUCCAAGCGAAUGAAACUCACCAAGAACACGCAGAACUUCAAACCUGCUCCCGCCACCAACACCCAGAAUUACGCUACCUACAGAGAAGGCUACAACGUGUACGGCACAGAAAGUGUGAAAAUCUAGGGAUCCUCACCCUGACAGCAUGCAAGAGGAAAAGCAGCAGAGAAUGUGGCUACUUCAUGGAUUUGGACCACCUGAGCCAGUCGUACUCUCUCCGAGAUGUCAGGCAUGACACGCGUUGAUGAUGGUGCAAUGUACUUUUAAUAGGAAAAACUGAUUUUUUUUUUUCCUUCAGUGCCUUAUGGAAGACUCUGAGACUCACAACAAUGCAAACCAUCACUGAAAUAUUCUUGCUUUGCUUGAAAGAAAUAAAAGAAGAGAGGAAAAUGAAAGAAAAAGAAAAUUAAAAAAAAAAGAGAGAAAAAGAAAAUAAA